Messenger RNA from Planococcus citri (citrus mealybug), 3110 nucleotides. RefSeq lists its product as uncharacterized. Lineage: Eukaryota; Metazoa; Arthropoda; Insecta; Hemiptera; Pseudococcidae. The coding region runs from base 125 to 3097 and encodes 990 amino acids. Gene Ontology annotation, molecular function: iron ion binding; oxidoreductase activity, acting on paired donors, with incorporation or reduction of molecular oxygen; monooxygenase activity. The transcript has 9 exons. The record is from RefSeq and is a predicted model, not a curated record.
AAGUAAAUUAUGUAUCUUUAAACAAGGUAUUGUCAAAAGAUACCUACCAAGUUACCAACAUGUGAACGUUUUUCGUAUACCUAAUUUUUUUCCAUGUGUUUACUUUACUUUGUGUUUGUAUAAAAUGUGGGAAACUAUAUGCCAGUUUUCACUUUUGGUACCCCUGGUUGCCUAUUUUUCAAUACGAUAUUAUUACAAUUACUGGCAGCGUAAGAAGAUUCCAUGUGUGGAAUCAAAUGUUCUAAAUUUCGAUUGGUUUACGUUACCGACGAUCGAAUACACCGCGAAAAUCUAUCGGCUACUCGAUGGCCAUAAAUUUGGCGGAUGUUACCCGAAAUUUGCUCCUAAAUUGAUGCUCCGUGAUCCGGAAUUGAUUAAACGUGUUUUAAACGAUGAUUCAGAGUGUUUCUGCGAUCGAAGUGAUGUGACUUUUGACGAAAAUGUGCCCAAGACGAUGCAUAUGUUCGGGGCUCCGAGUAUUUUUUGGAAAAAUUUACACGAAAAUCUCGCACCCCUGUUCACCUCCGACCGAAUGGAAUUUUUAUUCGAUUUAAUUGGAAAAUGUUCUAAAGAAAUGAACGAAACGAUCAGCAACGAAAUAAAAAUGGAUGAAGUGAUCGACACGAAAGAUUUCAGCGAUCGAUACGCAGUCGAAGUGAUUUCAUCUUGCAUAUUUGGAUUAAAAACUCACGAUACAAUUCGAAAUGGUAAAUUUUUAUUUAAAUCGAUACCAUCGAAGACUUUUCAUCACAGUUGGAUGACCAAACUAUCAAUUCUCAUUUAUUCGAUUUUUCCUAAACUUGGAAAAAUAUUCGGAAUUUUCUCGACGAAUGAAUCAGCCUACGAGUUGAUUUUUGAAACUUUCGAAGAAACUGUCACGUAUCGUGAAAAAAAUAGUGUCGAUAGAAAUGAUUUUCUGCAGUUGUUGAUCGAUCUGAGGAAUGAAAAAGGAAACCCGGAGAUGACCAAUGAGAUAUUGGCAGCUCAGUGUUAUUCCUUCCUCGUUACUGGAUAUAAAUCGAUGAGUAUGACACUGAGUGCUGCUUUAUUCGAGUUAGCUGCAAAUCCUCGCGUGCAAGAAAGACUACAGGUUGAGAUAGACUCGUAUUUUGAAAAAGUCGACGGCAAGGUUACUUACGAAAUGGUGGAAAAUAUGCCAUAUUUGCAUCGAGUGUUUUCUGAGACUCUAAGGAAAUACCCGGUGCUUGGGGCGUUGAGUAGGGUCUGCGUUGUAGAUUAUCAAAUUCCUGGAACCGAGGUGAUCAUUGAAAAAGGUACCGAAAUACUGAUACCGGUGUCAGGAUUACAUUGUGAUGCUCAAUAUUUUCCAAAUCCUGAAGUAUUCGAUCCGGAUAGGUUCGAAGAUCUCAGUAAACUUCCUUGUUGUGAUGCUUAUUUUCCCUUUGGAGAUGGUCCCAAAAAUUGCAUCGGAUCCAGAUUCGCAUUAAUCGUCAUUCAACUGGCUCUUAUAUAUUUAUUACGUGCUUUUCGAUUUGAAGUAUGCUCAAAGACUCGACAUCCUAUCGAAUUCCAAUGCAAUGAAAUUUUUACCUCAGCCGAGCAUGAAAUUUUUUUAAAAUGCUUGCGAAAUAUUGAUUUCAAAAUGUGGGAAACUGCGGUACAGUUUCUAGUUUUAGCACCCUUAAUCAUAUACUUCGGGUUUGAUUAUUAUUAUAAUUACUGGAAGCGUAAACAUAUUCCUUAUGUGCCUUCAAAUAUACUCGAUCUCGAUUGGUAUAAUUUGCCGCAGGGUGAAUACUUUACGAAAAUUUAUCAUCGUUUAAAAGGUCAUAAAUUUGGCGGAUUUUACGCUAGAUUUGCUCCUAAAUUGAUGAUUCGUGAUCCGGAAUUAAUUAAGCAUAUUUUGAUCAAGGAUUUCGAUUAUUUUCACGAUCGCGGCGAUACUGUGUUCGAUGAAAAUGAACCUAUUACUACGCAUAUGUUUAGUGCUCCUGGUCCUCUUUGGAAAAAACUACGAACCAAAUUAACACCAACGUUCACAUCUGGCAAAAUGAAAUACAUGUUUAGUUUGGUGGAAGAAUGUGCCAAAGAAAUGAGCGAAGUAAUCAACAAACGCAUCGAAGACAAUAGCACGAUCGAUGUUAAAGAAUUCAGCAUACGUUACACCAUCGAAGUAAUAUCUUCGUGCGCUUUUGGGCUGAAAGCAAACACCAUUCAAGAUGGCAACUCAAUAUUCAAAUUAAUGGCUCUGAAAAUAUUCGCUCGUAAUUUAUCCGCUAGAUUCGUGGUGUUAACUCGAUCCGCAUUACCUUGGUUGAAAAAAGCCCUAAGAAUUUCCCAAGUUAACAAAACGGUGACUGAGUUUUUCUAUAAACUGACUCGUGAUACAGUCGAUCAUCGCAAAAGCAACGCCGUCGAUAGGAAUGAUUUUUUGCAACUGUUGAUUAACAUGAGAGACGAUGAGAAACAAAAAGAUAUUAAACAAGCUCAAGAUAAAUUCGUUAUGACCGAUGAACUUAUGACAGCUCAGUGUUUUCUGUUCUUUGUGGCUGGAUUUGAUACCUCUAGUUCAGCUUUGAGCGGCGCUCUGUAUGAACUGGCUGCCAAUUUAAGUAUUCAGAGAAAGCUUCAAGACGAAAUUGACGAGUAUUUGCGAAAAAACGACGAUAAAAUUAGCUACGAAAUGGUUAAAAGUAUGCCAUACUUGAAUCAGAUUGUCUCAGAAACAUUAAGGAAAUACCCAGUCUUAGUAGCUCUAAACAGGGUUUGUGUCCAAAGAUACAGAAUUCCAGAUACAAAAAUAUACAUCGAGAAAGGCACAGAGGUAUUGAUACCUGUAAUUGGUCUACACUCGGACCCUCAAUAUUACCCUGAUCCUGAGCAAUUUGAUCCUGAUAGAUUCAAAGACCCUAACAAUUUUUCUUCGCGAAAUGCAUACCUACCUUUUGGCGAUGGUCCAAGGAAUUGUAUAGGUUCAAGAUUUGCCCAAAUGAGCGUUAAAUUGGCUCUGGUUUAUUUACUUCGUGAUUUCAAUUUCGAAUGGUGUCCAGCGACUCGUUCUCCAUUACAAUUUGAGCGAUUCAAGAUCGUCAAUUCGGUUAAACAUGAAAUAUUUUUGAAAUGUAGCAAGAAGUAAAAAUUAGAUCGUA